Messenger RNA from Corvus hawaiiensis (hawaiian crow), 3950 nucleotides. RefSeq names its product tudor domain containing 12 (gene TDRD12). Bases 56 to 3787 code for a protein of 1243 amino acids. Lineage: Eukaryota; Metazoa; Chordata; Aves; Passeriformes; Corvidae. Gene Ontology annotation, molecular function: ATP binding; metal ion binding; nucleic acid binding. The transcript is spliced from 31 exons. Gene Ontology annotation, biological process: germ-line stem cell division; transposable element silencing. The record is from RefSeq and is a predicted model, not a curated record.
GAGCCUCUGGAAUCCCCUUGUGGAGGCUUUCGCCGGAGCGCGGGCAGGGCGGCGUAUGGAGCCUGGAAGCGCCAGAGAUCGAGUAGUGAUCAGGGAGACGGAGGAGAUAAACAUGGACGUCGCGGUAUUAAAGGUUGAAGAUCCAGGUUGCUUUUGGCUUGCUGUGGAAAAAUGCGUGCCAGGUGUAGUCACUGAAAUAGAAUAUGAAAUCCUGAAUGAUGAAAUGCAACAGUUCUAUGAUAAUUAUAAAGAUGCAGGUGAAAUAAAAGGAGAGGAGAUAGAAAAGGGCCAGGUUUAUGUGGUUUUCAGUGAGGAACUCCAGUGCUGGUGUAGGGCACUUGCGGAGUCAGUCCAGCGCCAGGCAGAUGGUUGCCAGCUCAGAUGUUUUCUUGUGGAUUAUGCCAGAUACUGUUCUGUUGCAUCAGAGAACAUGCGAGUUUUAGUGCGAGCAUUUGCCAAGAUCCCAUAUAGAGCAACGAAGUGUCGCCUGUACUGCACAAAGCCACUGACGUUGUGUAUUGACUACUGUGAAGACACUGCCAAAAUAGGACCAGCGAAAAGAUGGGAUGCUGCUGCUAUCCAGCAUUUUCGAAAACUUCUUGAAGAGGCUACUGAGGUUAAAGCCACAGUACAGGCAGUAGAAGAGAAAGUGUUAGAGGUGUUUCUUUUUGUGACUGUAGGAGAUGACAAGAUCUGUGUUAAUGAUGAUCUGAUUGCAAAGCACUUUGCUUAUUAUAAGGAAGCUGAAGGGAGUUCUUCAGAUGAUUCUGACAAUGAAGUGUCUCUCAAUGCUAAGUAUGUUCCGCUGGAGUUUAUUGGUCCUACAUUUGUUGCCAGGCCAAAACUGCCCUUUGGGGAGGUGUCACCACCUGUUGAGCCAGGUCUUGCUGGUUGGAAUUCUGCUCUUGAAAAGAUAUGCCAAAGGUCAAGCACAGUUAUAAAUGACAACACUGUGCCUGUAGUAAACAUGGUGCCAGGUUUGCCUUCCAAGGAAGAUAAAGCAGUUCAAACAGACAGGCUUCCACAGUUCUUAAAUUCCAACUCCCUCCAGACACACACAGUUGAAGAUGACCAACAGAGUCUUCAAAAUGUUGGGGAGGAAAAAAACUUUGUGUUCCUGAGCAAGAAAAUUGAGCCAUCAUCAGUUUUGGAAACAGCACCACUUUUUGAUGGUCUGAAAAAGGAACUUUCUUGGAACAAGUUUUCAGGGCCUACCUUCACAGAGUCCUACUGUUGGCCGCCAGCAGCUCAGGGAUAUGAUGUCGUUGUCAUCUCCCAUCAGGGAAAGGAUCCCUUAUUGUAUAUUCCACCAGUUCUCACACUUCUGCAGUUGGAAAGUGACUACCAAGCCUUGCCAAACAUGGGUGGACCCCUAGCACUCAUUUUAUGUCCUGGAUGGAAGAAGGCCCAACUUGUUUUUGACCUACUGAAAACAUACAAGAAAAGUUGCAGAUACCUUCAUCCAAUGUUGAUAAUCCUUGGGCAGAACAAGGAAGCAGCCAGCCAAGUGGAAAUCCGAGACUGCAAAGUAGUAGUGACUACACCGCACAACCUCCUGAGACUGCUGGAACAUAACACUUGGUUAUUGCUUAGGCUUUGCCAUCUUGUUCUUGAUGAGAUCGAGGUGCUGCUGUCUGACACUACUGAAAAGGUGUUUACUAUACUGGAUUCUUACAAGAAAGCCGCUGCUCAGGCACGGGGGAAUCCAUCAUGUCAGAUCAUUGCUGUGGGAACUCAGUGGAAUAAACACAUCAUACCCUUGAUAAAGGAGUUCAUGAAUGAUCCUUACAUUGUGAUAACAGUUAUUGAAGAAGCUGCCAUCUUUGGAAAUGUGCAACAGGUGGUGCAGCCUUGCAUGAGCAGCAGUAAAACUUCUGAGUUACUGAAAAUACUGGAUUUUACCCAGAAGAAUCUUCAGAAGGUGCUGGUAUGCACUGACUCAGUAACUGAAGUAGAGAUAAUUCAUAAGGCACUGAAGAGCAACUCAAUAGUUUCCUUGAAAAAACAUAAGGAGAGCAAGUGUAAUGCCAAGUGUGUCUUGGAGAGGUGGAGAAAAAUGCACAGUUCUGGCACUCCUGCUGUGUUAGUUUUAGCAGAUGACUGCCUGCAGCCUUUGGGAAUCACUGAUGCAACCUGUGUGAUCCAUUUCAGUUUCCCAUCUCCAGGAGUCUUCAGGCAGCGCCUACAAUGCAUGACUGACAACUUCUGCACUGUGAUAAAGGAUUCUGCUGUAGAUCAAGAACAAACAAAGGCCAAGUCAGUCAUCCUGCUGACAGAGAACAGUUCCUGUCACGUACCUGGAAUCCUCCACUGUUUAAAGCGUGCAGAAGCUGAAAUUCCAGAAGAACUUAAUGAUUCAGCUGCCAGGGUGCGAGAGUCUGAGGAAAAUGAGAAAUUUUCAAGGCCCCUGUGUGCUUCUCUUAAAACUUUUGGGAUUUGCAGAAACAGAACAGCAUGUCCAGAUCGUCACCAAAUUAAUUUAUUAACGGACAUGGCCCAGAAUACUGCAGAUGAAAUGAUAGAAACACCUGACCGUGUGACAAUCCUGCCUCUCCACAUUGUACAUGCAACAAACUACUUUGGUCGAAUAGUCAAGAAACAAGAGGACCAAUACACAGUUCUUGCUAAAGAAAUGAAUGAUUACUUCAAGGUACCAGGACAUAGGAUUUCUGUUAACAUUGUGGAGAAGUCAGUGUUUUAUGGGUUACGUGAGGGAGCCAUUUGCCACAGGGUUCAGGUGGUAGAGACUCCAGCAAAAGAUGAAGAAAAUGUCUGUGAGGUCACAAUUAAAUACAUAGAUGAAGGCAGGACAAGUCAAGUGAAGAGUGAUCAGCUGCUUCACUUACCUGCAAAGUUCCAGAGUCUGCCAGCUCAGGCUGUGGAAAUUAUAGUUUGUAGAGUAAAACCCAUAGAUAAUGAAGUUGAAUGGAAUCCAAAGGUGACAGAUCACAUUAACCGCAAAAUUAAAGGAAAGCUUCAUCACGCGAAAGUGGUCCAUACCUUGGGAAAGACAGUUUGGGUUGACCCAAUGGUCAGGGUUACCAACCUUCCCGUGUUGAAGAUACGGAUCAACGAGUACAGUAUUCGAUCUGAGAUUUUGUCGACGGGUUUGGGAACUGAUAAUCCCGAACAUAUAGCAGAAAUUCAGAAGCUGUGCAGACAGAUGCCAGUUUUGGAUCAUGCAAAGAACUUGGAGCAUUUAAGCACAAAAGAGGACACAGCUGGUCUAGAGGAGGUGUCCAGUCCACAGGAUACAUUGAUAGAGGAAGAUUCUGCGGAAAGCUGUAACACUUCUGCGACUCCUCCAAGCGAUGAUGCAGUUCAAGCAAAAGAAGCAGAAGACUCUACUGUGCAUCAGCAGAAGGGUUGUCAUCCGCAAAUCAAGUGGUUUCAAGAUAAUGUGACUGUGACACUGAGGUUACAAAUGCUGAAGGCAGCUGACAGUAAAUGCGAGUUUUCUAAAGAGAAGGUGGUUUUCAGUGCUUAUUCAGAAGGCAGACUUUAUGCGGCUGACCUGGAGCUGUAUCAGUCAAUAAUUGCUGAGAAGUCCACAUGUGUGAUUAAGGAUAGAGAGGCUGUGAUUUUACUGGUAAAAGAGAAAAAAGGAGAAUGGUGCAAAUUACUAAAGAACAAGAAUGUUCACGUGUCCUUAGAUUUUGAACACUGGGAAGAGUCUGAAGAUGAAAGGCCUUUUACAGUUGGUUCUGCAAAACUGAGUUAUCCUCCUGCAGGAUCUGAGGACUGGUUUGAGUCCUCAGAAGACAGCGAUACAGAAAGUGAUGACUAAUUGGGAGGAGAAAUUCCUUUCUCCUCUGAUAAGAGAACUGUGUUAGUGUUAAUUGUUAAUGAAACAGUUGAUGGUAAUUGUUGAUUGUUGAGUUGAUAGUUGAUGUAUUUGUGACUUGUUCAUGUCAUUGGUAAUUAAAAACAUUGGUGUCCUUAAAACCUGA